GGCAGGGGUCAUGUUUCUGGAACACAUUGAGAUGGUGAACCAACGCCGAAUCCCCUUGCGUCAAAGGAGGGAGGAACAUGCGGGUUGGAAACAAAGCAGGCUGACGGCUACGUCAAGCUCCGUUAUGUUGUACAACGUUGGAAUCCAAGCCAGCCGAGGCUACCUCCACCCCAUUACGCCGUUCUACUAUGGUGCUAUAACAUGGCCGGUGUGUAAGAAGAAUGAUUUUAGGUGGAGGAUGUCUACCCCCUUUAGCCAUUUGUUCACGAGCCUGCCCGACAUUUAGCAUCUCAUUACACUCUGGCAACCUAUAUCGAUCGCAGCUGAUCAAUGCCAUUCCCAGAAGAUGGCGUCUGAAAGGCUCUUUGAAAACAUCCCGUCUUUCCCUGACGACGUCCCGACGGCCGUCAUGUCUACCAUCUCGCUAGCGAGGCUGCGCGAUGGGGAUAUGGAUGCUGCUACUAAUCUGUUUGAUUCGGCCCAGGAACUAGGUUUCUUUCUACUCGAUUUACGCGAUGAUGAGUUGGGCAAGGCUCUAAUAGAUGAGAUUGACUCUCUCUUCGGCCUGAGCAAAACCAUCAUGAACCUCCCUGACGAGGUCAAGCGGAAAUAUCUGCAUAAUGCCCCGAAGAGCUUCCUCGGCUUUAAGCCCCAGGGUUAUGCGAAAAUAGAGACCCGGGAGCCGGACCGGUUUGAAUGGUUUAACCUUGGCCAGGAUGGCUUAACGGGGUGUGCACCCCUCCAACCGCUUCCACCGGUCAUGCACGAUAACCUGCCAUUAUUCAAGUCAUUCCUGGGGCAUGGCCAGAGUAUCAUUGAGACGAUCUGUCGCACCUUAGCAACGCAGCUCAAGCUGCCGCCAGAUUCCUUCACAUCUCUACAACCUCCUACUAAACCCUCUGGAACCGUUAUUCGGAUCAUUAAAGCAUUCGCGUGUCCGGAGGAAGAGGACCUACGCACGAGCAUGAUCCACCAUACGGACUUCGGCACCAUUACCUUGCUCGCCAACGUGCUGGGUGGCCUGCAAAUUCUAUCACCGGCGAAAUCACCAAUGGAGGCGGACGACAACGACUGGCUCUGGGUCCGUCCACGGCCCGGUCACCUGAUCGUGAACCUCGGGGACGCCAUGGUACAAUGGACGGGCGGGCUGCUACGGAGUAACGUGCAUCGCAUCAGAUAUCCGCCCGGCGAGCAGCGCUUUCUCGACCGGUACAGCAUAGCCAUCCUCGUCAGGCCGGAGCGCAACGCGAGUAUGAAGAGAUUGGCCGGCCAGGGCGAAGACGACGGAGAUGACGAAGACGACAAUCUUACCGCCUGGGAGUGGGAGGUGAAGAAAUCCCAGGCGCUGACGAGGGGGGAGAAUACCGUGAAGAGUAGGGGUGGGAAGUCGGUAAAGAGGUAGGUAGGUAUUUUCACAUCCUAUAGCUGCAAAGGGGACGCGACUUCGUAACGACCUCAUAUAUAACCGUGUACAUCUUCAGCUCUAGCUUUAUGUUUGCGAUGUUCUUGUAUGUCGUAUUGGUUCCAUUAAGGAUCUCUUCACAUUGCUGUUCUUCUCUGACCGUCCGGCGUAUGGUGACUCCAUUAAAAGUAAGAGGCGGUAGAUAUAUUUUAUGAUUGUAUCGGAAAGUUGGAGUACCUAAUUAGAUAUUGUGCUGGAUAUAAAUCACGUACGGAGAAUUCGAUUAAAAGAAGGGAGGUUAGGGAGGUUGCAACUGGUCCGGGGUAGUCCGUUCAUACCCCGGCAGCGGUUCAUGAUGCAGGUUGUACUAGGUACCAUGUACCUCCGCCAGCUCAAGCGGGAG
Annulohypoxylon truncatum is the source of this 1805-nucleotide messenger RNA. Its product is annotated as Clavaminate synthase-like protein. The record is from RefSeq and is a predicted model, not a curated record. Bases 347 to 1402 code for a protein of 351 amino acids. NCBI's taxonomy places the organism in Eukaryota, Fungi, Ascomycota, Sordariomycetes, Xylariales, Hypoxylaceae. The transcript is spliced from 3 exons. Gene Ontology annotation, molecular function: dioxygenase activity.